GACCAUCAACGACGCGCGAAGGAAGGAGGGAGAAAUGAUGUGCACAUGAAGCGUAAAUUAAUGUUGCGACGAGGUUCGUCAGUCGAUUGUCGAUCUAUCCCUCGAAAUCGAGUCACGAGGAAUCCGUGAAAGAUCCUUGCUAAGGACUAUUCCUGAGAUCCGCUUCAGCUUAUCACGACAAUCUUAGCAGUGACUAUGGGCACAUCGCCACUUUCUUAUGUCUCAAUUGCCGCCGGCGUUGUGGGCGUCGUCGCGGCGGUUUACUUAUUUUGGAGGUGGUGGAACAGAAGACAAAGCCUUAGCCACCGUCAAAAUGACGAAAAGUCGGAGAAUUCAGCGGCAUGAUUGUGUACAUGGACAAAUCACUCGGUCCAGGUUGCAUGACAGAGAUGGAAUGCACGAUAUUGGGACUGAAGUCCGGUUGGUUGAAAGAUCGAAUGUUGCUCAUCAUCGAUCUCGAAGGACGAUUUUUCACUACCAGACUACAGCCUAAAAUUUCAAGACUAAAAAUUUAUUCAGUGCACAGUUUAAUGAACAUUAAAAGAUAUAUAUAAUUACACAAAAAAUAUUAGUACGAUAAUACAACUAUCGAAAAGACUCAUUUUUAAUUAGUUGUGUUUUUACGUAUUGAUUUAUGUUCUUCUGUUAUUAAAAUAAUAAAUUUAUCUAUAUUAACUAGUCAAGAUACAAAUAAUAAAUUAGCCUCCGACUGAGGUAAUCAGUGUUCAAUCAAGGUCGCCAUUAUCGCAUUUUAUUUCCGAUAAUUCGAAGCGCCUGAUCGUGGAAGAUCGGCGCAUGUGCCACCCACGCCCGUGGAAAGCCACCUUUCAAUUCUGGACAAGGCGACGGUCUCGGCAUACUACAUCGAUGCCCUCUGCCUCGCAUAUGUCGACGCGUCGACGACGUCUGUGUAACUAUAAUGGUGGAAGGAGAUAGCAGAAUGUAAUGCGAAUAGCUAACGGUGUCUACGACGGAGGGGAAGAAAUGAUCGUGUACACGUGAAGCGCGAAUCAGUGCUGCGAAGGCUGCGAGGAGACGAGGUUCGUCAGUUGAUUGUCGACCGAUCCCUCAGGAUCGAAUCACAAAGAAUCCGUGAAGAAUUUUUGUUGAAGAUUGCUCCUGAAAUCCGCAGAGUUGCUCCAGCUUAUCGUGCCAUUCUUAGCGGUAACCAUGGACAGAACGCGACUUACUUAUGUCACAACUGCCGCCGUGGGCGUCGGCACGGCAGUUUUCUUCAUCUGGUGGUGGUGGAACAGAAAACAAAAGCCUCAACCACCGACGAAGUGGCGAAAGGUCGGAGAACUGAGCGACAUGAUCGUGUACCCGGUCAAAUCACUCGGCCCAGUUCGCAUGACAGAGAUGGAGUGCACGAUAUUGGGAUUGAAGUCCGGUUGGUUGAGAGAUCGAACGUUGCUCGUCAUUGAUCUCGAAGGAAGAUUUCUUACUGCCAGACAGCACCCUAAAAUGAUUAAUGUAUCACCUAGUAUUUCCGGUUCUGUUCUUACGCUUCGCGCUCCAGGCAUGAUGUCGAUGUCGGUGGAUCUUGCGCAACUCCGCGGUAAAGGUUUUCGAGUUGCUGUAUGGGGCCAAGCGGUACCGGCACGCGAUUGUGGAGAGGAAGUUGCCCGAUGGCUGUCACGCUUCAUCCUUCAGGAGGAUACCGGCCUUAGACUCGUCUAUUAUCCAUUAGAUCGACCUGUGAAAUCAGUGAGACAGAGAAAUCAUAAUGUCUUUCCUUUGGAAAAGCCAGAGGACUUGGGAGCCUAUCCAGAUGAAACAUCUUACAGUUUGAUGAACACAGCUUCAUUAGCAGAGCUUAAUAGUCGAUUGGAUGAAUCAAUCACGCCGCAGCAAUUUCGUAUGAAUUUCGUGGUCAAGGGUGCUACUGCUUACGAAGAAGAUAAAUGGGAUUGGGUAAAGAUUGGGAAUGUGAUUAUGAGAAAUGUUAGGCCCUGCACAAGAUGUAUUAUGACUACGAUAGAUCCAGAAACCGGCACGAAACAUCCUAAUACAGAGCCUCUGAAGACUUUGAAAAGUUACAGACAGGUAACCGAUCCGCAGAUUCGACCCGCGAUUGGUGACAGUCCAGUUAUGGGAAUUCAUCUUGGAUUACGAGGACCAGGUGGGAUAGUUCGCUUGGGUGAUCCAAUUUAUGUGGGUAUCCCGGAAGAGGAAACAUCACCGUCUUUAGUUUCACCGUCAUAGCUAUACCGUUGGGACUCCUGCGAGAUUUCAGAACAUGAACUCGAUACGGAGUCAAUAAUUGAAGAAUUGGUCAAGGACCAAAAAACGGAGUGUGAAGAGCAGAAUCCAGAAUCAAUGAUAAAAUAUUAGAAAAACUAUGUGCGCAUAGGAAUGUAACAUCUUUAGUUAGGGAUAAAUAAUCUGACAAAUUAUUGGUUGUAAGAAUUGUAAGAUUAUAAAAUUUAUAUAAUUGUUAGUGAUAUAACUGUUAUCAUAUAAAAUGGAAAAUUUUGUGUUGCGGUUCUAAUUCUAUACGAGACCUAAAUAUUCCACUAUCAUAAAAUUAUAACAGCAUACAUAUAGAGUUUGAAAAUGUAUUUUGUCAUAUCACCAAGAAGACACUGGUAAUUGAUUUUUAAAUAUUUAAUUAAAAUUAUCGAUCUUUAGAAACAACAUUAAAUUUAUAUUUUGAAACACCCAAAUGGCAAAAUUUUCUUUAAAUGGUUUUUGUGAAAAAUUAAUACUUUUUCGAGUUAACAUUUUAAUAAAGCAGGCGCACAUUAUUGAUUAUAUUAUAUGCGCCUUGAAAAUGUGAUUUUUAAGCUAGUAUUCAUGGUCUUUUUUAUUCUAAGCCUGUUGCAAUCUUAAGAUGUCAAACUAAUCACAGAGUCUUAACUAAUAAGGACUAUGAAUGUUAGUCAUAAAUAUGAUAUAUAUACAAUAAUUCAUGUACAUUGCACGGUACUUUAUUGUCUUAAAAUUAGAAAACAGAUAAUGAUAAUGAAUAACUACAUUUGGUUUAAUCUUAUCAUAUUACAAUCUUUUUUUGUUGCGUGGAUCUUAUGUAAAUUCUAUCAAAGCCUAAUGAUGUUUAUCAACUUUAUCAAUAUCCAUAGGGCAAUACACAUUUGUCUGAUUAUAUUUUUGUACUAUAAAAAAAUAAAUAAAAUGGAUGCAUUUUUAAAUGAUAA
Molecule: messenger RNA, 3155 nt
Organism: Monomorium pharaonis (pharaoh ant)
Lineage: Eukaryota; Metazoa; Arthropoda; Insecta; Hymenoptera; Formicidae
Gene: Marc
Product: mitochondrial amidoxime-reducing component 1
Exons: 6
Coding region: 1171-2205 (344 amino acids)
Molecular function (GO): pyridoxal phosphate binding; catalytic activity; molybdenum ion binding
Source: RefSeq, a predicted model, not a curated record